AUGGCAUUGAAUUGGGCUAUGAUUGCUUCCGAUGGGAAAAGUCCGGUACCUCUUCCUGGGGAGAAGAUUAUUUUAGAACAAGAUAAAGUUUCUCUUGUUUUUGAUAUGGGCGGUGGUUAUCCUGGUAAUGCAGGAACUUAUAAAGCCGACGGAGGCAUAUACUUAACAAACCAACGCGUAAUAUUUAUUUCGCGACCAUCUUUGCAACACUUUAAAUCUCUGAGUGUGCCUCUUUUGAAUAUGAAAGAAGGAAAGCUUCAACAACCUUGGUUCGGGGCAAAUUAUUAUCAAGCCAUUGUAACUCCAGUUCCUAAUGGUGGUCUCCCAGCUCCAGGACAAUUAAAAGUUACCUUCAAAGAAGGAGGUGGAUUUGAAUUCAGCUCAAAUUAUAACAGUUUAAUGUUGAGAUUGUUUGAGAAUGAAGGGUCUUUAGUGGAACAUACUGAACCAUUGCCAACUUAUACACCACGUCAAGUAAAUUCUUCAUCAACUGCACACUCGUCAUCAGGUGCAGUAUCUUCCAAUGUUUUAUCACCAGAUGUUCCUCUCAUUAACAUUGAGCAAGCUGCUGGUGACAUGACUUCUCGUAAUACUUCUACUAUUGAAGUUAGAACACCACCAGUAGCUCCAGAUGAAUUGCCACCUGCUUACGAUGAAGUCAUAACGAGAUAA
This is a messenger RNA of Funneliformis geosporum, 672 nucleotides long. The record is from the annotation of a GenBank genome assembly. NCBI's taxonomy places the organism in Eukaryota, Fungi, Glomeromycota, Glomeromycetes, Glomerales, Glomeraceae.